AUGGGAGCCUCCCACUCCGCCCCGACGCCCGACGUGGACGACGUGCAAAGCUUAGAUCAACUCCCGAGCGCGCGCACGGCCACCGGCGAGGACUUCGACUUCAAAUCGACGCGCAAUAAGGUCACCCUAGUCGUCAACGUGGCGAGUGCUUGCGGGCUCACGACGAAAAACUAUGCGGAUUUCGCAUCUCUGCAGGACCGAUUCGGCGACGAUCUAGUCAUCCUGGCGUUCCCGUGCAAUCAGUUCUUGUUCCAGGAGAGCGGGAGCUCGAAGUCGAUCUGCGCGUUCGCGCAAAAGCGUGGCUUCAAGGGCACCGUUUUUGAGAAAUGCAAGGUGAACGGCAAGGCGGCGUCGCACGUGUUUCGUUGGCUGAAGCGCGCGCAGCGCGUGAGGCGCGUGCAGUGGAAUUUCGGGAAGUUUUUAGUGGAUAGAAAAGGACGCGUGCGCGGGUAUUUUUCUCCGCACACGCGGCCCAUGGAGUUCGAGGACGCGAUAAAGGCGCUGUUAGACGAGCCAGUCGACGCGGACGCGAGUUAG
Messenger RNA from Ostreococcus lucimarinus CCE9901, 537 nucleotides. RefSeq lists its product with no specific name. NCBI's taxonomy places the organism in Eukaryota, Viridiplantae, Chlorophyta, Mamiellophyceae, Mamiellales, Bathycoccaceae. The record is from RefSeq and is a predicted model, not a curated record. The transcript has a single exon. Gene Ontology annotation, biological process: response to oxidative stress. Gene Ontology annotation, molecular function: glutathione peroxidase activity. Bases 1 to 537 code for a protein of 178 amino acids.